Bactrocera tryoni is the source of this 738-nucleotide messenger RNA. RefSeq lists its product as uncharacterized. The record is from RefSeq and is a predicted model, not a curated record. The coding region runs from base 1 to 738 and encodes 245 amino acids. The transcript is spliced from 4 exons. NCBI's taxonomy places the organism in Eukaryota, Metazoa, Arthropoda, Insecta, Diptera, Tephritidae.
AUGAGCGCAGCGCAGCCCCACCAACAAGGCCGUAGGCAUUCUCUGAAUGCCUACUUCAGCUUUGUAGAGCCUGCGAGUUCAGCUCCUACCAACAAACAAGGCAACGGUGAGAAGGAUGAGUCAUCGCAGCGACCAACUGAGCAGCACCAUAAGCAGAGCUUACAAAAAGCAAAAGCAGAAGAGAACGGCAGUCAACAACGGCCAGCAGCAAACGUGAUCACACCAACAACUAAGCAGGUACCAGCAAGUACGCAGGCAGCGAAAAACAACAUAAAGCAAGGUCAACUGCAAAUAGCAAUUGAAGCACUGGCCGAUCAAAAAGUUGUCCUAAAUCAACUUUUGCAACAGCGUGCAGAGGAGCUGCCUAUCCAGUCCAAAUUCCCCAUAAAGAACGAAGAGCAGCUAAUCAGUUUAAAUGACCAGCUUAACAGCGAAAACAAAAACACUUAUGUUAAAGCUAUGAGAUCGCUGCUGCAACCUACCGGCGUUUUGAAGAAUUUACGAAAUAUUUUGAGCGAUGAAAUAGCAAUGGCAUUCAAUGUCGAUGGAGUGCAGGGCAAAAAGUCCUUAAAAUCCCUUCAAAACUUUUAUAACGCACUACUGGACUCCAUUCCGUUAAAUGAUGGGAAUGGUACUGCAGACGAAAAACUGCGUAAAGCAAUACAGUUGCAAAAAAAACGCAUUUUUAAAAGCGCUUGCAUGUCCACAGACAAGUCACAGCAUCAACAGACACAAUAG